CUCAGAUCAGGUAUUUUAUAAUGGAACAAUUUUAAUCACUAAAAGAGCUAAUAGAACAAAAAAAGUAAUAAUAAAGAAAUCAUACAUCAAUAUAAGAAUAAAAGUAGAAGGUUGAAUAGGAAAGAUAAAGAUUAUUGUAAGAAUAACGAGAAAGAGAAAGAGAAAAGGUAUUUAUAUGAAUAAAUUGAAAUUAGCAUGAAAAAUUAGUAAAGAAGUUGAAGAUAUAAGAUGAAUAUUAUAAAACAAAAGAUAUUGAAAGUGUGAAAAUAAAAAGAUUAGAUUAACAAUGUAUAAACUCUGAACGUGAUAAAACAUAGUAGGAUGAAAUUUAAAUUCCUCAUGAUCUUCCACCUAUAGAAAAAAAGGAAGUUUAAAAAAGAUUAAGAGAUUUAGGAGAGCCAAUUACAUAUUUUGGUGAGAGUGAUUGGUAAAGAUAUAAGAGAUUAAUGUAAUUUGUUUAAGAGAAGAAAGAAAAUAGUCAGAAAGAAUUAGAAAUAAAGAUUUUAGAAGGAGAAGAUAAAGAAGAAAUAAAAGUGUUUUUGAAUAAAAUAAAGGAAAGAAAUUUAGAUCCAAAUACAGCGCUUGUUCCAGUAUUUUAGUGUAGAGGAAAAGAAGAAAUUGAAUAAUAAUUAUUAGAUGGAGUAUCAUUAUUAACAAGAUGUGAAGAUGUUUAUUUAUGGUGUAAGAAAAUGUUAAGAGAAUGGAAUAUUAAGUUACUAGAUAAAUUUAAUACUGAAACUUAGAAAAGAAGUUUAGAAGGUUCUUAGGCAUUUAAUUCUUAUAAAUAAACUCUAGAUUAUAUAAAGCCAUUAACAGAAUAAUUGUAGAAGGCAAAAAUGGUAUAAUCAAUAAAUGAAGAGAUAUUGAAUGCAUUAUAUUUAAUCAUAAGAUUUUGUGUAUACAAAGAAUAUGUUAGAGCAUAUGAUAAAUAUUUAGAAUUGGCAAUAGGGAAUGCUCCAUGGCGUAUGAUUAUUUAAUGAUGAAUUUAGCUAUGGGUGUAACAAUGGUUGGUAUACAUGAAAGAACUGGAAGAUCAAAGAUUUCAAGCUCUUAAAUAGCUCAUAUCUUAAAUGAUGAAACUUAGAGAAAAUACAUAUAGGCUAUUAAGAGAUUGAUAACAGUUUCAUAAAAGACUUAUCCAAGUAAUGAUCGUAGUAAAAUGGUUGAUUUUAGAACAGAAUAUGCUUGGUGAUAUAGCAAUAUGUUAAUCAACAAUUUAAAAU
This is a messenger RNA of Paramecium sonneborni, 1223 nucleotides long. Lineage: Eukaryota; Ciliophora; Oligohymenophorea; Peniculida; Parameciidae. The record is from the annotation of a GenBank genome assembly.